GCUGCCCCGGAGCGUCGCUGGGGCUCAGUGCUGGGAGCGCCGAGCCCGGGCUGGCUGCAACGCCGCGGAGAGCACAGGUCUGGAUCACCGCCCCCGCCGGCUCCUCUGCCCCCUGUGAAAUGAGGGUCCUGGGUGGGCACUGCGGGGUGCUGCUGGCGUGCCUGGCCCUCAUGCUUCCAGUCUCAGAGGCAAACUGUGAGGUGCUUGGUCUAGUUGACUUUUUUGUCAUCUUAGAAUAUGUCAUAUUUGUUAACAUAGAAGCAGCUAUCAGGACAACUAUUACAUUACCUGCUGGUGCCAAAUCUUCCUGGGAUGAUGUCCAUUAUCACUUUGGAGUGAAUUCCCCUGGAUUUACCAUCUAUCUUUAUCCACAAUAUCCUAAAGUCUCAGAAUAUCCCUUGGAAAUGGAUCUCUGCCAGAUGAAUUUGGCCUUUGAGAACUUUACACCUGGUCUUUGCAUCAAUUACUUCUUUAAAGGACUAAUCUCCAACUGUAGAAGCCAAAUUGUCUUUUCAAUGGCGAAUUAUGAGAUGCUGGAUUAUUUUUAUCCAAAAUACUUAGGUUGUCUUGGCUCUUUUCGAGCUGGAAUAUUUGUUGGUGGACGUCAGUCAACAAAUUCUUAUCCUGAACUCAGGAGCUGUGUCAAUGCCAUUCCAGACCAGUGUAAUCCUCUGCCAUGCCAUGAAGAUGGAUACUGGAGCUGUAAGGAUGGCCAAGCUUCAUUCACUUGCGUUUGUAAACCUGGCUGGCAAGGAACAAGGUGUGAAUUUGAUAUAAAUGAAUGCAAAGAUCCCUUCACUGUAAAUGGAGGCUGUAGUCAGAUGUGUGAUAAUACACCUGGAAGCUAUCACUGUUCCUGUAGAAGUGGUUUUAUUAUGCUUUCAAAUAAAAAAGACUGUAAAGAUGUGGAUGAAUGUGCCGCAAAGCCGAGUGUUUGUGGCACAGCUGUGUGUAAGAACACUCCUGGAGACUUUGAAUGUCUGUGUCCCGAAGGCUACAGAUAUAAUCCUAAAUCAAAGUCUUGUGAAGAUGUGGAUGAAUGCUCAGAGAACAUGUGUGCUCAAUUUUGUGUCAAUUAUCCUGGAAGCUACUCUUGUUAUUGUGAUGGGAAGAAAAGAUUCAAACUUGGCAAAGAUCAGAAGAGUUGUGAGGCUGUUCCAGUGUGCCUUUCAUUGAACCUUGACAAAAAUUAUGAAUUACUCUACUUGGCAGAACAGUUUGCAGGAGUUGUUUUAUAUUUAAAAUUUCGUUUGCCAGAUAUCACCAGAUUUUCAGCAGAAUUUGAUUUCCGGACAUAUGAUUCAGAAGGCAUCAUAUUGUUUGCAGAAUCUCUUGAUCAUUCUGCAUGGCUCCUGAUUGCACUCCGUGAGGGAAAAAUUGAAGUGCAAUUUAAGAAUGAAUAUGCAACCCAAAUAACAUCGGGAGGCAACGUUAUUAAUAAUGGCCUUUGGAAUAUGGUGUCUGUGGAAGAAUUAGAAGAUCGUAUUAGCAUUAAAAUAGCUAAAGAAGCUGUGAUGAAUAUAAAUAAAAUUGGAAGCCUUUUUAAACCUACAGAAGGGUUUUUGGAAACCAAAAUAUAUUUUGCAGGAUUACCUCGGAAUGUGGAAAAUCUACUCAUUAAACAGAUUAACCCACGUAUGGAUGGAUGUAUACGAGGAUGGAAUUUAUUGAAGCAAGGUGCUUUAGGAGCAAAGGAAAUUAUUCAAGGAAAACAAAAUAAGCAUUGCCUUGUCACUGUGGAAAAGGGCUCUUACUAUCCUGGAUCUGGAGUUGCUCAAUUUAGCAUAGAUUACAGUAACAUAACAAAUGCUUUGGUUUGGCAAAUAAAUGUGAGCUUGAAUAUUCGUCCAUCUUCGGGCACUGGCGUGAUGCUUGCCCUGGUUUCUGGAAACACAGUGCCCUUUGCCUUGUCCUUGGUGGACUCUAGGUCUGAAAAUUCUCAGGAUAUUCUGGUGUCUGUUGAAAAUGUGGUAGUAUCUAGAAUUGAGGCUACAACUCUUUGUUCUGGUCAACCAUCUUAUCUGAAAUUCCAAGUCAACAAAAACAGUCUGGAGCUGUGGAAUCCACAUAAAAAAGAUACCAUCUACUCUGAAGACCUUCAAAAGCAACUUGCUAUCUUAGACAAAGCAAUGAAGGGUACAGUGACCACUUACUUGGGUGGUCUUCCAGACAUUCCUUUUAAUGCCACACCAGUAAAUGCAUUCUAUCAUGGCUGCAUGGAAGUGAACAUCAAUGGUGUACAGCUGGAUUUGGAUGAAGCCAUUUCUAAACAUAAUGAUAUUAGAUCUCACUCAUGUCCAUCAGUUUCUAAUGGCACCAAGAAUUUUUAAGGCAUAUUUUCUUUGUUGACAAUAUCUCUUUCCUGAGUGUAAUUAUACUUAUAUUUCUAUUACAGUUGGCAGGUUUUACCUAUGAUGUUCUUCAUUUGAUUACUUUUUGGUACUUUGACCUUGGCAUUUUUUAAAGGCUCUUUUUCAAGGAAAAAGUCUGUGUGAUAUAAAUCACAGAAUAAACUCUUCUCUUGCUAUCUAAAAAUUAA
Molecule: messenger RNA, 2539 nt
Organism: Dipodomys ordii (Ord's kangaroo rat)
Lineage: Eukaryota; Metazoa; Chordata; Mammalia; Rodentia; Heteromyidae
Gene: Pros1
Product: protein S (alpha)
Exons: 17
Coding region: 120-2330 (736 amino acids)
Molecular function (GO): calcium ion binding
Source: RefSeq, a predicted model, not a curated record